Salvelinus fontinalis (brook trout) is the source of this 3604-nucleotide messenger RNA. Its product is annotated as CD276 antigen-like. Gene Ontology annotation, cellular component: external side of plasma membrane. Bases 382 to 1380 code for a protein of 332 amino acids. The transcript is spliced from 4 exons. NCBI's taxonomy places the organism in Eukaryota, Metazoa, Chordata, Actinopteri, Salmoniformes, Salmonidae. The record is from RefSeq and is a predicted model, not a curated record. Gene Ontology annotation, biological process: cellular response to lipopolysaccharide; immune response; cell surface receptor signaling pathway.
GGUAGCAACUGAGCAAUAAAAAAGCAAUUGGAUCGGGUCUGAUGACUAGUCUACUUUUUGCUGUACCAAAAACAACCAAAAUACCAAAUAUUGCUUAAUUAGGGGAAACUGUGUUUUUAUUUACAAUGAUGACUAGAUUAUUCUAGUAGAUGUUUCUAGUAGACGUGACUCACCACGAGUCAUUGGCACUCGUGUAUGAGUCAGGUUGUUUAUAACCUUUAGUAAUACGGACUAAACGCCAAUCCUCUCUACCUAACGACAGAAAUAGGACGACGUGUACGUGUUUCCAUCUGUACCAGGUUAGGCGGUUUCUAGCGGGACAUUUAUUUGCUUACAAAGAGGUGUUACAUUUGAGAUCCGUGGAAAUAGUAAAAAGUCCCGAUGGUAAAGUCUAUUUUACAGCGUCCCAUCAAACGAUUAGAGAUGUCGGAAUGGUUCUUUAUUCUGCUCAUCGCUGCACUCAGAGACAUUGAUGCCUUCGAAGUACAGGCGCCCCAGCCCAGAGUGGUAGCCGUCUAUGACCAGCCGGUUGUUUUGGGCUGUGUGUUCCCCCCUAGCCUUGACCCUGGUGCCCCCCUGAAAGAGGAUCUCGUGGUGACAUGGCAGAGGGUAGAAGAUUUGCGGGUGGUCCACAGUUUCUACUACGGAACAGACCAACUGGCGCACCAGAGCGGGGAGUACCACAACCGCACUGGACUGUUCCAUUCCCAGCUCCCUGGGGGAAACGCAUCCCUCAGGUUGGAGAGUGUAGGUCCAGGGGAUCAGGGAAGAUAUCUCUGUUCGGUUAAUAACAUGAAGGGGACAGGAAAGGCUGAGGUCCAGCUCAAAUACGCAGCAUUCUACACAGAGCCUCACCUCACAGUCCAGGCCCAGCACUCCUACAUGACCUUCCUCUAUGAGACUGAAGGUUACCCAGAACCAGAGGUCCGCUGGUUGGACCCGAAUGGCCAUAACCUCACGCAUAACAUCUCAGUGACCCAGUCGUCCAGGGCCCCGGGCCUGCUCCUCUCCCUCCGCACCCAGUUGGUGAUGCAGGCUGGUGGGGCAGUCAACUACACCUUCUCCCUGAGGAACCAGCUCCUGGAGCAGGUCAUGGAGAGGUCACUGAGCUAUGAGUCAAGCAGCAGAAUCCAUGCCGACUGUCCCAGAGACAGAUCUACACUGCUGAUGUUGGUCAUCCCUGCUGGAGGCUUGGCGAUUUUCCUCAUAUUCCUUUACUUACGACGCCAACGGACAUGGAAAGCCACAUCUAAAUCACAAAAUAGGACAGAGAUAACUGUGCGUAAACAAACUUGUGACAAGAACACUGGUCCUCUAGAGGCAAGGACAUCCAACUGCGAUUCGUACGUCUCACCUCCAAGCCCAGUACAUGAAGUUUGAGAGACUCAUUGUUCAUUCUCUGCCAAGUCCAACGUGUGUUUCUGGUCUAGUAGUCGCAUGGUAACAUCCUUCCUGGAGCUGAGAAUGCUGGAAAUCCAGUCUGUCAGUAACAAUGAAUCACAGUUUCAUUAGGUGGUGGUAACAUUAAAUGACUCUUUCUUCUCGACAUUGCCCAACAUGUUAUCACUGGGUCAGAUUACUGGAGAGGGAACCAGACACAAAGCUUCUAUUGAGAGACGGUCUCAUUACAGACCCGAGGGGAAAACAAUCUGACAGAUUUGGUGGGAGGGGCCACUAACAACAAUUCAGAACAGUGUUUAUGGGAAAUGAGUGGCAAAAGCCAUUUACCGUUUGACACGAUUCGUGUUCUUAGACAUUUAUUUUCCUGUGUAAAGUGCAUUCAAAGUAUUCAAACCCCUUGACUUUUUCCACAUUUUGUUACGUUACAGCCUGAUUUUCCUCAUCAAUCUACACACAAUAUCCCAUAAUGACAAAGUAAAAACAGGUUAAGAAAUUUUGGCAAAUGUAUUAAAAAUAAAAUAAAAAGCUUUUUUUUACUUAAGUAUUCAGACCCUUUGCUACGAGACUGGAAAUUGAGCUCACAUGCAUCUGGUUUCCAUUGAUCAUCCUUGAGAUGUUUCUACAACUUGAUGGGAGUCCACCUGUGGUAAAUUCAAUUGAUUGGACAUGAGUUGGAAAGGCACACACUUGUCUAUAUGAGGUCCCACAGUUGACAGUGCAUGUCAAAGUAAAAACCAAGCCAUGAGGAAUUGUCCGUAGAGCUCCGAGACAAGAUUGUGUCGAGGCACAGAUCUGAGGAAGGGUAACAAAACAUUUCUGCAGCAUUCAAGGUCCCCAAUAACCCAGGGGCUUCCAUCAUUCUUGAAUGGAAGAAGUUUGGAACCACCAAGACCCUUCCUAGAGCUGGACGCCCGGCCAAACUGAGCAAUCGGGAGAAGGGCCUUGGUCAGGGAGGUGAUCAAGAACCCGAUGGUAACUCUGACAGAGUUCCAGAGUUCCUCUGUGGAGAUGGGAGAACCUCCCAGAAGGACAACCAUCUCUGCAGCACUCCACCAAUCAGGCCUUUAUGGUAGCGUAGCCAGACGGAAGCCACUCAGUAAAAGGCACAUGACAUCCCGCUUGGAGCUUGCCGAAAGGCACAUAAAAACUCUCAGACCAUGAGAAACAAGAUUCUCUGGUCCGAUGAAACCAAGAGUGAACUCUUUGGUCUGAAUGCCAAGUGUCACAUCUGGAGGAAACCUGGCACCAUCCCUACAGUGAAGCAUGGUGGUGGCAGCAUCAGUCUGUGGUGAUGUUUUUCAGCGGCAGGGACUGAGAGACUAGUUAGGAUUGGGGGAAAGAUGAAUGGAGCAAAGUACAGAGAGAUCCUUGAUGAAACCUGCUCCAGGGUGCUCAGGACCUCAGACUGGGGCGAAGGUUCCCCUUCCAGCAGUACAACGACCCUAAGGACACAGCCAAGACAAUGCAAGAGUGGCUUCGGGACAAGCCUCUGAAUGUCUUUUAGUGGCCCAGCCAGAGCCCAGACUUGAACCCGAUCAAACAUCUCUGGAGAGACCUGAAAAUAUCUGUGCCGCUACGCUCCCCAUCCAACCUGAAAGAACUUGAGAGGAUCUCCAGAAAAGAAUGUGAGAAACUCCCCAAAUAUAGGUGUGUCAAGCUUGUUACGUAAUACCCAAGAAGACUCGAGGCUGUAAUCACUGCUAAAGGUGUCACGAUCGUCUUUAGGUGAAAGAGAGGACCAAGGCGCAGCGUGAUAUAAAUACAUAUUUGUAUUAAUUUAAGAAAGACUUAGAACACUAAAACAAACUAAACAAAACAACAAACCGAACGACCGUGAAGCUAUACAAGACAAAUAAGUGGCAGGUUUACACAUAGACAAUCACCCACAACCUACCUAAUGACUAUGGCUGCCUAAAUAUGGCUCCCAAUCAGAGACAAAUCAAUUUCAGAAUAAGGCUGUAACGUAACAAAAUGUAGAAAAAGUCAAGGGGCACACCUGUAUUGUACAAUAUUUGUCCAUUUAUUAUUUUUUACAAUUCUUCAAAUCUCCUUCAAAUUGGUUGUUGAUCAUUGUUUGAUUAUUUUCCCUUAACCCUACCAUCGCUUACCUAAUUAAAGUAAACUAAUGGACAGCAAUUCUUAGGCUUCUACUUCCAGUUUAUACAUUCUAUAUACAUUUUACAGACACUGUAUAGUUUAAAAU